Molecule: messenger RNA, 2208 nt
Organism: Onychostoma macrolepis
Lineage: Eukaryota; Metazoa; Chordata; Actinopteri; Cypriniformes; Cyprinidae
Gene: neurod1
Product: neuronal differentiation 1
Exons: 2
Coding region: 165-1220 (351 amino acids)
Biological process (GO): nervous system development; regulation of DNA-templated transcription
Molecular function (GO): protein dimerization activity
Source: RefSeq, a predicted model, not a curated record
GAUAGACAUCCACUCGCAUCUUCCAGCAUCAGCAGCACCGCUAUAUAACCAGAGCAUCCCAUCGGCGCAGCCACAUUAGGCUUCAAUCCGCAGGACUUCCCACACCACCAAGAGGGGCAUGAAACUAUCAUAACAAGACAUUCAACAAAUCCUAGAGUUCCAACAUGACGAAGUCUUACACCGAGGAAAGCAUGAUGCUGGAGUCUCAAACCAGCACGAACUGGACCGACAAGUGUCACAGCAGCUCCCAAGACGAGCGAGACGUGGAGAACACCAGCGUGCCCAUGCAUAAGGAUAUGGAGGAGGACGACGACGACGAAGUGGGACUCAACCGACUCGAAGAUGAGGAUGACGAGGAGGAAGAGGAGGAGGAAGAAGACGGCGAUGACACCAAGCCGAAAAGACGGGGACCCAAGAAGAAGAAGAUGACCAAGGCGCGUCUGCAGAGGUUCAAAAUGAGGCGCAUGAAGGCGAACGCCCGGGAGAGGAACCGCAUGCACGGCCUCAACGACGCGCUGGAGAGCCUGCGCAAAGUUGUGCCGUGCUACUCCAAAACGCAGAAGCUCUCCAAGAUCGAAACGCUCCGACUGGCCAAGAACUACAUUUGGGCGCUUUCGGAAACCCUGAGGUCGGGCAAGAGCCCGGAUCUGAUGUCUUUCGUGCAGGCCCUGUGCAAGGGCUUGUCCCAGCCCACGACCAAUUUGGUCGCAGGAUGCCUCCAACUGAACCCCAGAACUUUUCUCCCCGAGCAGAGCCAGGAGAUGCCCCCUCAUAUGCAAACAGCAAGUGCUUCCUUUUCCGCUCUUCCCUACUCCUACCAGACGCCCGGUCUUCCCAGCCCUCCGUACGGUACAAUGGACAGCUCUCACAUCUUUCACGUCAAGCCGCACUCAUACGGGAGCGCACUGGAGCCGUUCUUUGACACCGCGCUCACAGACUGCACCAGUCCCUCGUUUGACGGACCCCUUAGCCCGCCUCUGAGCGUCAAUGGGAACUUUUCCUUCAAACACGAGCAUUCGUCGGAAUUCGAGAAGAACUACGCCUUUACCAUGCACUACCAGGCGGCGGGCUUGGCCGGCGCGCAGGGACACGCGUCUCUUUACGCGGGCUCCACGCAGCGCUGUGAUGUACCCAUGGAGAACAUUAUGUCGUACGAAGGGCACUCACAUCACGAGCGGGUCAUGAACGCCCAGCUGAACGCGAUAUUUCACGACUCGUGAUUCUAACGGACAUUUGUGAGACUGCUCGUCACGGUAUUCUGUCAUGGCUGAUGCAAAAAGAGCAACAACAUUAUAUGCUUAAUCUUAUGUACGUAUUUAUUGUUGUUACUGCCUUUAGGAGAAGAGAGAAUUCGUUUAUUCUCGUUCACCUUAUGUAUUGUAUUCUAUAGCGCUUCUACGUUGCGGUCACACACAGGUGGGAACAGGCGUGACCUUCUUCAGAAUGUGUUAAUUAUCCAUGCUACAAAAUCACAAGCAAUAAUUUGGAAUCUAUGCAAUUUUUAAUCCAAUACUGGGCCAAUUAUAGAAAUUAAUAGAGAUUGAUAUAUUUUUCAACCUAUUACAUUUUACUACUUAUCUAUCCCAUACUGAAUUAUUUUGUUGUGAUUUUGUAUAGAAUUGUUAAUUUUUAUAAAGUCAGAUCCCUGCAUCAUUCCAUGCAACCCCUCAUGUUAAUGUUUUAUAAAACUGAUUUAUCUCUUGUUUAUACAGUACUCAAUCUAGUAAUAACCAGCAGGCAAGUGCUUAAAAAUCUGUAAUGUUGCCUUAGCAAUGAAUUACUGUAAAAUCAUGCAGAGUUGCACAAUUCCCAUCCUCUGAAUCCCGUCUUAUGUUACGUUCAAUCAGUGAUCCUUUGUGGAAUUGCGAAUUGCUUGAGUGCUAGGGGGGGUGGGGGGAAUUCGGUGUUAGAGUCUCAGUGUUGUACAUAAAAGCUUGACUAUCACCUUUUAAAUUCACCCUGUGUAAAAGCUGAUCGAGAGGCCUGUCUUUCUAAGAUGGAAAAUAAAUAAUGGACUGAAUUAGUCUGCUCUAACUAUUCGGGUAUUUUCGACUGGGAAUUUGAAUUGGUUGCGAAGAAAGAACAAACAAUGAAGAUGCAACCAAAAAAGAGGUUGAUUUCAAAGUGAUUCUAGUUUUGAGACUGUUGUAUGUGUGUAUCAGUUCAUGAUGGAGGUUUAAGAAAUAAAACAAAUGGUUUUGAAUUGAA